Molecule: messenger RNA, 321 nt
Organism: Prunus armeniaca (apricot)
Lineage: Eukaryota; Viridiplantae; Streptophyta; Magnoliopsida; Rosales; Rosaceae
Source: the annotation of a GenBank genome assembly
AUGCGGGAUUAUCCGCAAAAGAAAGCUCUGAAUGCUAUGAACCAAGAGAAGGAAGAUGAGGUCGACAGGGAAGCAAGAAUGGGGGCCAUUCACCGCUUCAAUGCCAUACAGGCCAAAGUCGCUCAACCACAGGUUCAAGCUAAAGGAGUGAUGUUCGUCGACGCCAUGGUGAAUGACAAGACAACCCGUUGCCUGGUGGAUACAAGUGCCUCGCACAACUUUAUAUCUGUGCAGGAAGCAAAGAGACUUGAGUGUCGAGUCUCGAAGGAAGCAGGCAGCAUGAAGACGGUGAAUUCAACUGCCAAACCAAUCAUGGGGUAG